GCGAGAGUUCCCGGGAAGCGCACAACAAACCAAUCUCCGUGUUAGCUUGCUAGCAGCUUCUCCCUGAUGAUCUACCGUCAGCUGAUAAAGAGUGAAAUGUGGUGAUGAAACACUGCAGUGUGUGUUCCACCUCCACCUGUCAGACAGCUGAUACCAUGAGGAGGAGGAGGAGGGGGGUGGAGCAGUCAGUCCUCUGAUCGGUCUGUCUGUCUGUAUGGAGGAUGUGGUUCUGCACUGUCAGUCUGGAUCAGCAGCCAGGUUCAGCUCCCUGUUAGAGACCACAGAGAAGCUCCUGGAGCCUUUCCCCUGUCGGACUCCUCCGGUCUUCACGCCCUGGUUCCCUGCCGCCGCAGACCUCCGGCUACCCCUCAGACCGGCCAGACCGGCUCCUGUCAUCUCCUCCUCGGCCGGUUUACUCGCCUCUGACAGCAGAGCACACACUCACACAGCUCCGACUGAACCACACCUCCCAGAAAACAAACCACAGAAACAUGAUGUUGACACUGAUAAACGCUGCGACCGUCCACACACAGAGACGACGGCACGUCCUGAAGAAACGCUCAGUGUGUCAGAGACUCCAAACCACCUCCUCCCUGCGUCACCGCGUCACAGAGCAGAGAGACGAGUCACCGACCUGCCGCAGAAAAACACAGAGUCGCCCAUCAAACGCUCGUGGAGCGUGUUCACUCAGAGAGGAGUCCUGCUGGACAGCUCCCAGUCUCUGUCCAGACGCUUCCAUCACAUGGUCUCCGUCCACAGGCUCCACCUCCGACAGAGGGCCAAGUGGGUGAUCAGUGAGGACAACUGUGGGACGGCCCAGGACAUCGAACAGGUGUGGCGGACUCUGAGCCGGUCGGUCCGGAGCUCCAGGCUGCCGACGUGCAACGCCAACAUCCAGAGGGAGCGGGCGGAGAUCUGGGUGUUCUGCGACGUCCUGUGCUCGGAGCAGGUGGGGCGUUUCCUGAAGGAGGAGCUGCAGCUGUCGGGGAGGAUCAGCCUGUCGGUCCACAGGCUGGGAAACGUCUUCAGCAUGUAGAGGGACUCCAGACACUUUACAGCCUCAGGCUUUAACACUGCAUUUGUCUUCAUGUUAAUAUAACUGAUAAAAAAGCCUGUUUUUGAUUCAUGUUCAGAACAUGAGCAGAGAGAAUCAGUUAAACCAGGUUCAUCCUCAGGAAACAUCUGUUCUCAUAAAGACAGUGAGAGGGUAAAAUACACGUUAUCUCUGUGAAGCCACAGAUGAUACAGAGAGAGAAGAGUCACAGUCACAGUGUGGUGAAGGUGCUGAGGAACUCCUCUUUAUUCAGCUGUUUGUGCUGCUACACACAUGUUGUUACUGAGCUUUUUAAACAUGGACGUGUCCAUGACUUGAUGAAUUUCACGCCUCGUCUGAGGUCAGACCUCAGAGCGACGCCUGCUUUUCUGAGCCACUUUUUUACCUUUUUAUUUUCUUUUUUCUACCGAAGCAGCUGUGACUAAAACGUCUCCCUGUGCUCACACUUUACAGUCUCACCUAAAGAAAAGGAAACAUGCAGUUGAUUGAACCCUUUCUGUGCCUUGAUACCAAUCCUCCAAUGCAGAAGUUCAUUCAUAUUUUAUAAGAAUUUACUCCAGUAAUGAGCUGGAGGGGAAUGAAAGCCCUGAACAGAUGUGUGUCUUUGUGCUGAGUUCCAGUCUGUGUUGUGUAUUGAUGAAUUUGAGAACAGAUGGUUCUGACUGAGUUUUUCACAACGAUUUUCUCUUCGCUCUGUGAUGUAAAUAAAGGUUGAAUAUUUUGAAUGGAUGGACGUACAGUCGAA
Lates calcarifer (barramundi perch) is the source of this 1799-nucleotide messenger RNA. RefSeq lists its product as uncharacterized. The coding region runs from base 215 to 1036 and encodes 273 amino acids. Lineage: Eukaryota; Metazoa; Chordata; Actinopteri; Centropomidae. The record is from RefSeq and is a predicted model, not a curated record. Gene Ontology annotation, biological process: negative regulation of double-strand break repair via homologous recombination; positive regulation of double-strand break repair via nonhomologous end joining; positive regulation of isotype switching. The transcript has 3 exons.